CGGAGCGGCAGGUCGGUGCGGGCACGGCCCCGCGGGGCAGCAGCAGCGACGCCGCCGUCCGGCCCCGCAGCGACUGCGCCCGGCUCGGGAACAAGGCGGCGACGCCGGGCGGGACGCAGCACGAUCUCCACAGCCGCCAGCAGCGCGGUCCCCGCAGUGCCGCCAUGCCGCCGCCCGCUGCUCCGCCCCGUCCCUCCCCGCCGCCCGCCCCUUCCGGCCCCGGGCAGCCGCCGCCAUGGAGCCCGCCCCGCGCUUCUCCUUCGGGGUUAUCGCGGACGUCCAGUACGCGGACGCGGAUGAUGGCCACGAUUUCUGGGGCUGCCAGCGGCGGUACUACCGGCACAGCCUCCGCCUGCUGCGGGCCGCCGUGGACGCUUGGGCCGCCGAGCGGCCGCCGCCCGCCUUCGUGCUGCAGCUGGGCGACUGCAUCGACGGCGUCAACGCGCGGAGCGGCGCGGCCGAGGCGGAGGCGGCGCUGGGGCGGGUGUUGGAGGCGCUGGGGCGGCUGCGGGUGCCGGUGCACCACGCCUGGGGCAACCACGAGCUGUACAACUUCAGCCGGGCCCGCCUGGCACAGAGCGGCCUCCGCAGCCGCCCGCCGCCCUCCGCCGGCCCGCCCGCCGCGCCGCCCGGGGACUGCCAGGCCUACCACUUCUGCCCGGCGCCGCGCUUCCGCUUCGUGCUGUUGGACGGCUACGAGCUGAGCCCGCUGGGCCGGGACGCCGACAGCCCCCAGCACCGGGCGGCACUGCGGCUGCUGAGGGAGAAGAACCACAACGCGGAGCUCAACAGCCCCGCAGGACUUGAAGAACCGCGGUUUGUAUUAUUCAAUGGAGGAUUCAGCCAAGCCCAGCUGGACUGGUUCAAUGACGUACUCAAGUUCUCCGAUGAAAACCAAGAAAAAGUUGUCGUUAUGGGUCAUCAGCCCAUCCACCCAGAUGCUUCAAAUGAAGUUUGCCUAGCCUGGAAUUACAGAGAUGCCCUUUCUGUCAUACACUCUCAUCAGUGUGUGGUCUGCUUUCUUGCAGGGCACCUGCACCAUGGUGCCUAUUGUUUAGACUCGCAUGGUGUUCAUCAUUUGACUUUGGAGGGGGUUAUUGAAACUCCACCCGAAAGCAAUGCCUUUGGAACUGUUUAUGUCUAUGAUGAUAAAAUGGUAUUAAAGGGAAGGGGCAGAAUUUCAGACAGAGUGAUGUGCUUCUGAAAAUGCUGAGCAGAUGUCUAAUUGCAAACUUUUCUUCUUUGGAAGUACUCAGACUAAGUAGUAUGGGAUCCAGCACGUUCUUUGUUUGUAGAAAGAUCUACAUGGCUGAUCCUUACAGUUUUAACUCUCAUGUUUCUCUCUCUCAGACGCAGAACUCUAAAAAUCAUGUUUCUGUAAGGAAAAAGACUCAACUACUUCUUGGAGAAUAGAGAAGGCCAGUAACCGUGUUUGAAGAAUGCAAAAUGUUGACUUAACCAGGCAGUCUUGAACAGAUUGUUAUUUAUUGUGAAAAACAACCAUCAGACAAAAAUCCUAGUUGGUAGUUUUGUUUUUAUGGGCAUAUUUGUCAGAUUUAAAGCAUUCAAAGUUGUACCUGCCCAGAAGUAGCUACAUACAUCUAGCCGGAAAGUCUAACCUGUAGCCUAAAGCAGUCUUCUGAACUCUGCUUUAAAAGACUCGAGUCAUUUUGGUAAAAAAAAAGCAAAGCCAAUGAAAAUGGGCAUUGUCUGUGCUACAUCAGAGCACAGUGCUGAGAGGACCAGGCUUUAAAUUAAAAUGAAGGCAGGAAAACUGGCAUCUUCUAAUGCCACAGAUGCAGCAGGUGGGAUACAUGUGUGCCUGACCUGCAGCAGCACUGAGGGAACAAGCUCUAACUUGGGAUGACUUGAAGUGUGUUGCUGUGCUGCAUCUGGAUCCAUGCUGUCUCUCACAGCCUGAGUAGUCAUUCACCUGUGCUUCCUUCUCCACUAGUGGUGAUGAUGAAGCAUGCUCACUGUCUCUGGGCUGCUGUAUAGGUUCUGCUUUCCAGGAGCAGACAUUCUGGGAGAAGCAAGUUGUAAUAGUGACCAUGUCUGCUGGCGGCACUCUGAGCAUGCUUUUUGCAGAAAAUAAAGAAGCUUUCACUGGA
Messenger RNA from Coturnix japonica (Japanese quail), 2111 nucleotides. It is a transcript of the gene ADPRM, whose product is annotated as ADP-ribose/CDP-alcohol diphosphatase, manganese dependent. Gene Ontology annotation, molecular function: 2',3'-cyclic-nucleotide 2'-phosphodiesterase activity; ADP-ribose diphosphatase activity; manganese ion binding. The record is from RefSeq and is a predicted model, not a curated record. Lineage: Eukaryota; Metazoa; Chordata; Aves; Galliformes; Phasianidae.